AUGGUACUGCAGCACCUCGAUCUCCUGCGACGAAAGCGCAUUGUGCUCGCCUCUGCUUCGCCGCGACGACGGGAAAUACUUGAAAAGGUUGGCCUGCACCACCUCGAAGUGUGUGUGUCGGGCUUUGCGGAGAACCUCCCCAAGGCCAACUUCACCUGCGGCGGGGACUACGCGCUGCGCACCGCCCGGCACAAGGCAGAGGACGUCGUGCGUCAACUGCAGCAGCCACAGCAAGCCGUCGAAGUAACGGACGAAAAGAGAAAUGGCUUUGACCCCCCGCCGCCGUUCGACAUCCUCAUCGCGGCGGAUACGGUGGUCACCAUGCCGGCACCUGAUGGCGGAGUUGUGAUCAUUGAAAAGCCUGCCACUUCGGAGGAGGCGGCGGCGAUGCUGCGUCGCUUCGCGGGCACACAACACGACGUGUGGAGCGGUGUCGUGUUGGUGGUGCGUGACGAGUCGAGCAGUGGCAGCGGCGGUGGUGGUGGUGGUGGUGGGCUGCACUGGCGUGAGGUGAAGGUGCGCACGACAGUUAAAUUUGCACCGCUGGUGGAGGAGGAGAUCGCUGCAUAUGCGUCAAACCGCCGCCACUGGGAGGGGAAGGCGGGCGGCUACGGCAUUCAGGACGCCGCGGCGUGCCUCAUAACCGCGAUUGAUGGCGAUUACUACAACGUGAUGGGCCUCCCGCUGCGGGCGGUGUGCGCGGAGUUGGACCAAGUCAUACGCGACGGCGUCUGGCGGUGA
Trypanosoma rangeli is the source of this 741-nucleotide messenger RNA. RefSeq names its product septum formation inhibitor, Maf-like protein. NCBI's taxonomy places the organism in Eukaryota, Euglenozoa, Kinetoplastea, Trypanosomatida, Trypanosomatidae. Bases 1 to 741 code for a protein of 246 amino acids. The transcript has a single exon. Gene Ontology annotation, molecular function: nucleoside triphosphate diphosphatase activity. The record is from RefSeq and is a predicted model, not a curated record.